AUGAUCAUUCAUCAUCGUAUCUCCGUCGGUCGGUACCCGUUUUCUUCUUCCCAGGACCCCAAGCGGAAGGUGGGGAGCAAGCGAGCUCGGCAGGAGGAGCAGGCGGAGGAGCAGGAGCAGAAGCAGCAGGAAGAGAAGCAGCAGGGAGAGCAGGAGCAGGAGGAGCAGGCGGAGGAGCAGCAGAUGUCUGUUGAGGGAGAUCAAGUUCAGGCGGAGGAUGGAGCAAACAAAGAAGCUGCUGCGGAGGGCAACGGAGCAGAGGGAGAGGGAGGAGAACCGAAGGAGAGUUCAGGCGCAGCAGAAGGGGAGGGAGGCGGAGGGGAAGGAGGGGGAGGGGGUGCUGAAGACAAGAAGGAGGUGAAGGAACAGGGAAAGGGCGGAUCGGCUGUUGGCGGAGGAGAGCAGUACGAGCUGAGCAUAUAUGAGCGCGUGAAUUACAUCGUCUUCAUCAUCCACUGCUUCCAGUCGCUGGAGAACCCACUGGUGCGGGCGUGUGUGCUGCCGCUGGUCUCUCUCCCCCUGUGGCAUGCGCUCUCACCAGCCCGCAGGGAGCGCGAGCUGCACCCCCACGCGCACCUGCUCGCCCUCUGGUCGCGCCUGCUCAAACGGGACGCCAAGAACCGCCACGCCAGGCUGGCUGCUGUGGCGGAGGGUGGGGAGAAGCGGGCCGAGGCGGAGGCGGCUGAGCGGAAGGAGAGGCGCGGGGUUCGAUUCCUGCCUGGGUUGAUUCUGGAGUUCUUUUCUGUGUUGGACGAGGUGGUGGAGAAGGGCCCGGACUACGAAGACGACCAGAGCGAGUCCGCAGGGGUGCUGCUAGAGAGGGCAGUGGACCACCCGCGGCUUCUCUUUUGCGAGCGCUUCCUGGAGCUGCUCAUAGACCUGCUCAGCCAGCUGCCCACACGCAGGUUCUUUCGUCCUGUAGUGGAUGACAUGGCCGUCGCCGCCCGGUGCCGCCUGAGCCGGCUGUACCGGCACCAGCGUGGCCGUCUUUUUGUGCAGCUGGUGGAUCUGCUGCGAUUCUACGCUAGAUUCCAAAUGGACGACCACGCCGGGCGGCAACUGGAUGAGGAGGAGGUGGACAGGGAGCACUGCGCUCGUGUGUCGGCCCUUCAGCUGUUCCUCUUUAACAAAGUGCCAGAGGACGAGGAGGAGGUGGAUAGGGAGCACUACGCUUGGGUGUCGGCCCUUCAGUUGUUCCUCUUCAACAGAGUGCCAGAGCUACGUGACGUCGCCCUGACCAACGUGGGAAGUGUGGAGCAUGCUGACGACCUACGUGACGUCGCCCUGACCAACGUGGGAAGUGUGGAGCAUGCUGACGGAGUGCGCAAGUGGAUGGGGCGACUCACAGACGAGCAGCUGGCGGAGCUGGUGCUCAACAAGCUGAAGCUGCUGUCUCAAGCGGGCCUGCCGUACCGGCCGCCACGCCACCUCCUCUCCUCCACUCGCCGCCCCAAAGCUCCCACACGAAUGGUGGUGGAAGAGGGUUCAGAGGAGCAGCAGCAGGAGCAGCAGGAGGAGGAGGAGGAGGCAGAGCAGCAGUACUGGGAGCAGCAGCGGGCGGUGCUCUUCCACCGUCUCCGCCCGUUCCUAGAGGAAGUAGUCGUCUCCUUCUUCGAGAAGAAGCGCUCCCAGCGAGCAGCACUCAACGCACUGCCUCUCUACCCCAACGAGGACGUCAUGUGGGACGAGAGCCUCAUCCCCAGCGUGAACUACACCGGAGAAGGCUGCUUGGCACUGCCGAAACUUAAUUUGCAGUUCCUCACGUUGCACGAUUACCUGCUGCGGAAUUUCAACCUGUUUCGGCUCGAGUCGACGUACGAGAUUCGGGAGGAGGUGCACGAUGUGCUAAAGCGGAUGGGGGCGAAGGGGAGCAUGUACAGCAGCGUGGACCGGGAUACGGAGUUCACCGGGUGGGCCCGAAUGGCCAUUCAGAUCUCGUCGUUCCGGAUUGUAGAAGUUAAGGCGCCGCUGCUAGGCGAGGUGCAGCCGGCGGCGGUUCUAGCGGAAGUGGAGUACUCUAUAGGGGGGUAUAAGGCGGCGAUGCGGAGCGAGUGGGAGGAGAUUAAAGAGCAUGACGUGCUGUUCCUGCUUGGGAUACACCCGGAUGAGAUUGCGUUGCAAGCUGCGGCCGAUGCUGCUGCGGCACAGGCGGUGGCGCAGGCGAAGCGAGAGGCGGGAGAGGAUGGGGCGGAGGAGGAGGAAGCAGCGGCGGAUGCUGCUGCGGUGGUCUCGUCGCUGUCCGUCCCGCAGAGAUACGGGUUAAGAUAUGUGCGGGGGUGCGAGGUGAUCGAGUUGCGCGAUGAGGACAACAAGCUGAUGAAUGACUUCUCUGGAAGGGUGAAGCGGGAGGAGUGGAAACCACCCAAAGGGAACAAGCGCACAGCUCUCGUCGCCCUCGAUCCCGCCCAGUUCCAGCUGGAUUUAGAGGCCAAUGGAGGGACGCUGAGAGGAGCGCAGGAGGAGGUUUACUCGGCUUUAAACGUGGUGAUGCGGAGGAAGCCAAAGGAGAAUAACUUCAAGCCGAUUCUGGAGUCGAUCCGGGAUCUGAUGAACGAGGAGGCGUCGGUGCCAGGCUGGCUGCAUGACUUGUUUUUGGGGUACGAUGAUCCGGCAGCCGCCAGCUGGCGGCGCAUGCCUGCUGAGCUGGCGCCGUGGCGCGUGGAGGUGGUGGAUUUCAGAGACACGUUUGUGGAUGCGGAGCAUUUGAAGGAGUGCUUCCCGGGCUUUAAGGUGCGGUUUGUGGAUGCGGAUGGGUUUGAGAACCCUGACCCUCAGCCUCCGUUCCGCGUGACUAUACCCAUGCCGAAGGCGCAGGAGGAGGGGCGUGGGGUGGCAAUGGGGGGGAAGAAGAAGGGGCAGGAGAAAGAGGGGAAGGGGAAGGGGAAGGGGAAGAAGGGGGCGAAGGGGAAGAAGAAGGGGAAGGGGAAGGGAGGGGAGGAGGAGAAGGGUGGGGAGAAGGAGAAGCAGGAGGGGGAGCAGAUGGAGGUGGAUGGGGAAAAGGUCAAGGAAGGAGAUGGUGGAGACGAGGCACCACAGCAGGGAGAGCAGGGAGACAAGGGGGAGCAGGGAGGGCAGGAGGAGGGUGAGGGGGUGGUGAUUGCGGAGUCGGUGCCUCUGCCUGACCCCGGGCCGUACCCCCCUGGGAAGCAGAGGAAGAACCACGUGCGCUUCACACCCACCCAGGUGGACGCCAUCAUCAGCGGGGUGCAGCCGGGGUUGACCAUGAUAGUGGGGCCGCCUGGAACCGGCAAGACUGACACGGCUGUGCAGAUCCUGCAGGUGCUGUACCACAACUGCCCUGAACAGCGCACGCUUGUCAUCACUCACUCCAACCAGGCCCUCAACGACCUCUUUGAGAAGAUCAUGCAGCGGGAUGUGCGGGCGCACUACAUGUUGUGCCUGGGCAUGGGCGCGGAGCUGAGCUCACCCUCCCUCCUCAUCACCCCACUUGUUCCCCAUCCCCCUCUUCACCCCCUUCUCAUCUCAUCUCGGGAUGUGCCGGCACGUUACAUGCUGCGACUGGGCAUGGGAGAGCAGGAGCUGGACACGGAGCAGAAGUUCAGCCGCAUGGGGCGCGUCAACGACAUGCUUGCUAGGAGGCUCGAGCUGCUGGCUGAGGUGGAGCGACUGGCAGUGACACUUGGGCGGCCAUCUGACGUGGCGUACACGUGUGAGAGUGCGGCCUACUUCUGGCUGCUGCACGUGCUCGCCAGGUGGGAGGCAUUUAUGACGGGCGCGUCGUACGCACAGGACAUGCGCAUGGCAGAGAGCUGCUUCGAGUUCCUCAAGGGCAUGUUCCAGGAGCUGGAAGAGUGCCGGGCAUUCGAGCUGUUUAAGACCACAGCGGACCGCUCCAACUACCUGAUGGCCCGCCAAGCCAAGGUGGUGGCCAUGACGUGCACGCACGCGGCGCUCAAGCGACGGGACUUCCUGAACCUCGGGUUCCACUUUGACAACCUGCUCAUGGAGGAGUCAGCUCAGAUCCUCGAGAUCGAAACCUUCAUCCCCAUGCUGCUGCAGCGCCCCGACGGCCCCUCCUGCACCGUCGCUGGCACUGGCACUGGCACUGCUGCUGCGUCUGCUGCUGGUGCUGCGGCUGCUGGUGGUUCGUCUGGUGCUGGUGGCGGCAACGGUGCCUUGUCCUACUCUCGCCUCAAGCGCUGCAUCUUGAUCGGAGACCACAACCAGCUGCCCCCCGUCGUAAAAAACAUGGCCUUUCAGAAAUACUCGCGCAUGGACCAGAGCCUUUUCACCCGCUUCGUCCGCCUGGGCGUCCCUUACAUAGAACUCAACGCCCAGGGCCGCGCCCGGCCCUCCAUUGCCCAGCUUUACAACUGGCGAUACCGCGACCUGGGGGAUUUACCCGUGGUGAAGACCGGGGAGGAGUAUGUGCGCGCUAACGGGGGGUUUGCGUGGGAGUAUCAGCUGGUGGAUGUGGGGGAUUGGAUGGGGAGAGGGGAGAGUGAGCCGAACCCGUGGUUCUACCAGAAUUUGGGCGAGGCGGAGUAUGUGGUGAGCGUGUUUCAGUACAUGCGGCUGUUGGGGUAUCCCGCUGAGAAGAUAUCAAUUCUGACGACAUACAACGGGCAGAAGCAUUUGAUUCGAGAUGUCAUUGAGCGGCGAUGUGCCGGGAACCCACGUUUCGGCCGUCCCAGCAAGGUGACCACGGUCGAUCGCUUCCAGGGCCAGCAGAACGACUACAUUCUGCUCUCCCUCGUGCGCACGCGCACCGUGGGCCACCUGCGUGACGUGCGGCGCCUUGUGGUGGCCAUGUCCCGCGCCCGCCUCGGCCUCUACUGCUUCUGCCGCCGCGCGCUCUUCGAGCAGUGCUACGAGCUCCAGCCCACCUUCCAGCUGCUGCUGCAGCGCCCGGAUAGGUUGGGUUUGGUGUUGGAGGAAGGGAGUGCGAGGACGGGGAGGGCGGCAGGGGAGGGGAGUGAGGGGGCGUAUUUGGUGCCGGGGAUUGAGGAGAUGGCCAGGAUGGUGGAGUGGCGGCUGCAGAACGUGACUGAGCAGGUGAGGCGGAGGGGGAUGGGCUGUGAAUGA
This is a messenger RNA of Closterium sp. NIES-65, 5046 nucleotides long. NCBI's taxonomy places the organism in Eukaryota, Viridiplantae, Streptophyta, Zygnematophyceae, Desmidiales, Closteriaceae. The record is from the annotation of a GenBank genome assembly.